Molecule: messenger RNA, 4922 nt
Organism: Pelodiscus sinensis (Chinese soft-shelled turtle)
Lineage: Eukaryota; Metazoa; Chordata; Testudines; Trionychidae
Source: RefSeq, a predicted model, not a curated record
AUGGCGACCGCCGCGCACAGAGACAAGCAGGCAACGGCAACAGCAACAGCGAGAUCGAACGACGCACUUCCGCCCAGGCCGGAAGUGAGAAACCGACCCGAGCCCUUUCUUGGUCACAUGACGGGGGCGCUGUUUGACAGGCGCGUCAGGACGUCCAACGCUCAUGGCCGCCCCGGUGAUGACUUCAUAGAGGAAGGAAAUUCACGUGAUGCUACGCUGCCUCUGUCAAAUACAUCUAGUACUGAAGGUGAUGCCAUCAAGGUCUAUGUGAGAGUACGCCCCCCUUCAGAGGGAGCUGCAUUAGCUGAUGGAGAUCAAGGCUUGUGCUUAUCAGUUCUUUCAUCAAACACUCUGCGUCUUCAUUCAAAGCCUGAACCCAAGAUCUUCACUUUUGAUCAUGUUGCAAAUAUGGACACAACCCAGGAGUCAGUGUUUUCAAGUGUAGCCAAAAACAUUGUUGAAUCUUGUAUGAAUGGUUACAAUGGAACCAUCUUUGCAUAUGGCCAAACUGGCUCAGGGAAAACUUUUACUAUGAUGGGGCCAUCUGACUCUGAUAAUUUCACUCAUAACCUGAGAGGAGUUAUUCCUCGGAGCUUUGAAUAUCUCUUUUUUCUAAUCGAACGUGAAAAAGAAAAGGCUGGUACUGGUAAGAGUUUUCUCUGUAAGUGCUCGUUUAUUGAAAUCUACAAUGAACAGAUAUUCGACUUGCUGGAUUCUGCUUCAGCUGGACUCUUUCUCAGGGAGCAUAUCAAGAAGGGCGUCUUUGUUGUUGGUGCAAUGGAGCAGGUGUUAACAUCCGCUGCUGAAGCAUAUCAGGUGUUAACUAUGGGCUGGAGAAAUCGCCGUGUAGCAUCUACCUCAAUGAAUAGAGAAUCCUCAAGAUCGCACGCAGUCUUCACUAUCACUGUAGAAUCAAUGGAGAAGAACAGUGAGGUUGUUAACAUCCGAUCCUCCCAGUUGAACUUGGUGGAUUUGGCAGGCUCUGAGAGACAAAAAGAUACACAUACUGAAGGAGUCAGGUUAAAGGAGGCAGGUAACAUAAACCGGUCAUUAAGCUGCCUAGGUCAAGUGAUCACAGCACUUGUCGAUGUGGGUAAUGGAAAACAAAGACACAUUUGCUACAGGGACUCCAAACUCACUUUUCUGCUACGGGAUUCUCUUGGAGGUAAUGCAAAAACAUGCAUAAUUGCAAAUGUUCAUCCUGGAUCUAGAUGUUUUGGUGAAACUCUGUCUACUCUUAAUUUUGCUCAACGAGCAAAGUUAAUUAAAAACAAGGCUGUGAUAAAUGAAGACACCCAAGGGAAUGUGAACCAACUCCAAGCUGAAGUGAAGAAAUUGAAAGAGCAGAUUGCUCAACUUACUUUAGGACAGUUUACCCAGGAUAUUUCUAUUACAACAGGUGAGGAAAAUAGAAAUUACAAGAACUACUUUCUUGAGGCAAUGCUGUUCUUGGAGAAAUCUGAAAGUGAAAAGAAGACUUUGUUAGAAAAAGUUGCUCAACUAGAAGAUCUUUGUGGCAAAAAGGAGAAAUUAAUUCAGUCCAAUAAAAUGAUAGUUAAAUUCCGUGAAGACCAUAUAGUUCGUCUGGAGAGAUUACACAAAGAUGCUUGUGGCAGUUUAAUGCCUAAAGAGCAGGAGGAGCUCAUCAAUGAACUGAGGGAGGAAUUGCGGUCACUGAGAGAACAGAUGGAACAACACCCACGAAUUGCUAAAUAUGCCAUGGAAAAUCACAGCCUCAGAGAGGAGAACAAACGACUUCGUUCCUUACAGUCAGUGAAAAGGGCUCAAGAAAUUGAUGCUCACACCAUUGCAGAACUAGAAAAAGCUUUCUUGGAUGCUUCAGCCACAGAGAAAAAUCAUGGAGGUCAUCAGUUGUAUUCCACUACUGCAUCAACAGAAAACAAUUCAUUGGUGUCUUUUGAAAGGUUGAAAGCACGCCUGCUGCAUAUUCAGAGUGAACUGGCAGGUUCAAAACAAGAAUAUGAAGAAUUUAAAGAGCUAACCAAGAAAAAGCAUCUUGAAAUGGAAUCAGAACUUCAGUCCCUUCAGAAAGCAAACAAGCAUCUUGAAAAUAUUUUGGAGGCAACCAAAGCACACAAACGUCUUGAAGUCUCUCAGCUGAAUAAAAUGCACAGAGAAACUAUUAUGAACAUGACUACUCCAACGAAGGCUUAUCAACUAAGGUCUCGUCUGGUGCCACGAAUAAGCCCUGAAAUUUUGGUGUGUGAUUCCAUAAACAUUCAGAGUCCAGGAGAGAUGGUGGAUGAUAUUUUCAAUGAGCCAGUUCCUCCAGAGAUGAAUGAACAAGCUUAUGAGGCCAUUGCUGAGGAGCUCAGAAUGGUGCAGGAACAACUGAACACUCUUCAGAUCAAGUUAGAUGAGGAAGAAAGUAAUAACAUAAAACUUCAGCAGCAUAUUGAUAAACUGGAGCAUCAUUCUGCACAAGUGCAGGAGCUCUUCUCCUCAGAAAGAAGUGACUGGAACAAAGAAAAGCAGGAACUCCUUGGACAGAUACAAUUUCUCAAAGUACAACUUCAAGACACUCAAAGCAAGACUGAUAUAUUAAAAAGUGAAGUCCAUGAUUUACGCAUUGUCCUGCAAUCUGCAGACAAGGAGUUGUCUGCUGUAAAAAUAGAGUAUAACACCUUCAGAGAGAAACAAGAUAAGGAAAUGAGCCAACUCUCUAUGAGACAUAUGGAUGUACAACUUCAGCUGGAUAAUGUUAGGCUAGAACAUGAAAAGAUUCUUGAGGGAAAAACAAGUCUGCAGGAUGACUAUGACAAUUUACAUGAAGUAAUGAAGUUUCAGACUGACCAGCUGAAGCAACAGCUUGAAGACAGCAAACGAGAAAGUGAAGCACUGAAAACUGAGUUACAUAAUCUCUUGGAACUUUUGGAAAUGGAAAAAGGACGUAAUGAAAAACUAACACUGCAAUUACAAGAAGACAAAGAAAAUAAUUCCAAGGAACUUUUGAAAGUACUUGAAAAUAUACAGCUGGAAAAACAGUCCUCUGAAAUGAUGGCACGAUGUGAGCAGCAGGAAGCAAAAUUACAGAAAUUAGAACAGAAUCUGGCUACUGCUGAGGAUGUUAUUGCUUCUCUGGAGAGGACUAACUCUGCUGAUAAGGAGGUUGUAUCUGAUUUGAUGAACCAGAUCCAGGAACUGCGGACAUCUAUUAGUCUCAAGACAGAGUCCAUUGAAAGACUCUCAAGAGAGCUGGAGGACAUAAAUUGGAAGUAUAAUUCUGCCCUGGCUGCAAAAGAUGAAAAUAAAGCAAUCAUAGAGGAUCAGGAGAGGCAGAUUGAGGAGCUGAGAGAAGCAGUGGAGAGAAAGCAGACAGCUGAUAAAGUUAAUAUAGAACUCCUGUAUGAAGACCUGAAUUAUACCACUGAGCAGCUAAGCAAGUUAACAGAGGAUUCUAAUAAGCAGACAGUGUUGCUUCAGUGUGCACAAGAAGACUUAGUAAAAAAAGAAGCUUUAAUCCAGGAACUUAAGAAACAGCUGGACCAAAAAACAGAAGAACUGGAAAAGAGGAAGAAUGACUAUGAACUAAAAAUGCAACAAUUAGAUUGUUUUGUGGACUCUGCUACAAUAAUGCUGCCACAGAGUCCAAAAACUCCCCCUAACCGUGGUGUAAACCUGGCAAAAUUCCUGGAAACUCAGGAGCAGGAAAUAGCUGACAGGAGAGCUUCUGCAAUUACUCUGGAGCAUCUUGUAUCUGAAUUAAAUGAAGAAAGAACAUCGAAAAAUGAUGAAAUCCUAAGACUAAAGGGACAGUUAUGUGAACUAGAAAACCUGCGCCUGGAAAUGCAGAUGCUAACAGAGAAUAAUAGGAACCUACAGAGCCAGCUUGAAGACUAUCAGAAAGAACGGAAGAACUGUGGUCACAAGCACUCUGACAUUGAGCAACUGAGAGAGAGAGAAAGAGAAAUUGCUGAAGAGAGGCUCACAAAGAAUAAAGCGAUGGAAGAAAUACUGAAAAUAAGAUCAGAAUUAGAAGAGACCAAAAAUGCCCUGAAGAGUUCAGAUAGUGCCUGUCUUGAAAUGACCAGGGAAAUAGAACGAACAAGAGCUUUGGAGUCAAAAGCAUUCCAGGAAAAAGAAGAUAUGAGAUCAAAACUGGAAGAAACCUAUGAAGAGAGAGACAAACUUCAAAAGGAGAUGGACUUGCUAAGGAAGCAAAUAGAGAAUCUUGCAAUGGAGAAUGGAAUGUUAGUAGGUCACAAAAACCUCAACCAGAAGAUUCAGUAUCUUGUGAAACUGAAGAAAGAUUAUGCCAAGCUUACUGAGGAAAUGGAAAAACUGCGCAUUGAAAAUGCUUAUUUGAAAGAGAAUAAAAAAUCUGAACCGUAUCAGUCUUGAUCAGCUACAACAAAUAAAAUUGCAAAACUGAUCAUUGUAAAAAUGUUGAUAGACUUUAAAAAAGUAAAGAGAAUACAUUCUAAAAGUAAAGCUUAUCCAUCAGUUAUCUACAGCCUUUCAUCAAAUACUCAAGGAUAAUUAGUUAUUUCAGUUUGUGUAAUGUGCCAGCUGGUGCUUUUUAGUGGAACAGUCUGCUUGAGCUCAUCUAGCAGAUUUCUCACUUACUGAAGUUGUUCUACAGCUUUAUUCAUAUUUUAUAGAUGCUGCAGGACUUUCCUUGCAAUUUUGUGCUUCUGUAAGAAAAGUGACUAGUUUUCAUUGGAACAUUCUCUUUCUUAUUUCCUUUUGUACUUUAAUUCAGGUCCACAUUUUGUUUGAAUUUUCAUGUUACCUCAAUUUGCAGAAAAGUACAAACUCAGUUUAUAUCUAAACAACUUCUGCCUCUUUCUGUGUGUCUAAAUGUUGAUACUGAAAUGAUAAAAUUUGCUUGUCAAGCUGUGAACUGAUUCAGAUUUGUUUAUUGCUCAAAAAUAUAUGUUUUUAUUAAGCUUUUUAAUAAA